AUGAAUUCUGAUUCAUCAAAAUCCCAGAUAGGAUUCAAAUGGUUCAAAAGGCUUUGGUCAGAUGAAGAUUCAUUUCAAAAAAUUAGAAUUUCAUAUAAUUUAGAAUAUUUAAACAAGACAACAUCUGAUUCCCAAAUGUGUCAUAAUGUCGGUGAAAUAAUUCAAUGGAAUGGCAACAAUUACGCAUGCACUUCAGCAGAUAUAAUUUCAAGUGAACAAAUUGAAACAUUUCAAGAAACUUUCAAAUAUACCGUUAAUUAUGUUGAAAACUUAAUAAAAGUUGAACCUUAUGAAGGUACAAUAACUGUUUCAACCGACUCAAGUUUCAAAUCUGUUAAAUCAAAAACAAUUACAAAUUCAGAUUUACAUAUUCUGGUGUUUGUUCGGCCAUUUGCAUCUGACACUCAUGUAACUACUUCAUUACCAUAUGUAGUUGAUAAUGCCCAGCCUUUCAGGCCUAUUUUAGGUGUCAUUUAUGUUAACGCCAGAACAAUUCCAUCAUCUAUCAACAAUGUCAAUUCUACUUCAAAUUAUUAUUUCCAAGUUCUUUUGAAUAGCUUUUUCAAUAUUAUGGUAUUUAAUGACCAACUUAUUGAUAACUUUCAUGUCAAAGAUACAAAUGAAAGAUAUGAUGUCAUUAAUUGCGCUUUCAAAAAGUUUAAUAGAGAUUUUAAAGUUCUUGUUACUCCAUAUGCACAUAAUUUUGCAAUUAGAAACUAUCAUGUUGAAACAUUUGAAAGCGAUAACACAACAUGUCCUUCAGGUAUUUUUUAUGAAAACAACAAUAAUUUUGCAUCACCUAAUGGUGAGUCAAUAUUUUAUUCAGAUGAUAUAUCUGUUUUAUAUUAUUCAGGAAACAAUGAAAGAAGAUUCAAUAGACUGACUGAUGUAACUUUAGCUUUUCUUCUUGAUUCAGGAAAUUAUGAAGUGAAUUGGUCAAUGGCACAACCAUUAAUAUAUGGAAAUGUUGAUGCAAUUGAUGGGGUAUAUAGAGAAGGAUGGCCAUUAUCAGCACCAGCAUCAACUUUUCCAGAAUUCUUUUAUGAUCCUUCAGAUCCAACCAAUACAAUUUCAUACGAUUAUAAUGGAUGGUUUAUACCAGAAAAUGAAACAAUAAAUUGUACUGUAACAACAGAUUUCAUCACAAAAGAUUUUUGUCAAGCACCUCAAUGGUAUAAUCCGAAUGGAUACACAGAAUGGGGAUUGAAUCUAUAUUAUGAUAGACAAUUAAUCCGUAUCCCAGACUUUAUUUGCUCAUCAGGUACUGCUACAAUACCUGGUUUAACAUAUUAUGAAAAUGAUACUUGUGGAAGCUUUUCUUGCAAUGAUUAUUCAAGCUUCACAAUUGAUAUAAUUAUAGAUGAAAGAGAUAAUACCACAACAACCCUGAAUUGCACAAUGGAAGGAUAA
Molecule: messenger RNA, 1410 nt
Organism: Trichomonas vaginalis G3
Lineage: Eukaryota; Parabasalia; Trichomonadida; Trichomonadidae
Product: regulation of choline O-acetyltransferase protein
Exons: 1
Coding region: 1-1410 (469 amino acids)
Biological process (GO): proteolysis; cell adhesion
Cellular component (GO): membrane; cytoplasm
Molecular function (GO): metalloendopeptidase activity
Source: RefSeq, a predicted model, not a curated record